CCUGCGCUCCCGCUCCUCCGCCGGCUCUCUCUCCGGCCUCCCUUCCCUCUGGUUUCAGCCCCGGCCCCCGCCUUCGGGCUGCCGGGUGGCCGCUGCUCGGUCAUGGCCAAGCUGCUGGCUCUCACCGUCCUGGGGCUGGCUCUGGCCUUUUUGGGGGAGAGAUUCGUGACCUUCAGACAAAGGAUGAAUAUCCCCCACCAGGUGCACGCAGUAGAACCUCCCAAAUGCCACCUAGUUCCAGGGCUAGACAAUGGCUCGGAGGAUAUCGACAUCCUGCCCAACGGGCUGGUCUUCCUCAGCACCGGGUUAAAAUAUCCAGGUAUGCCCAGUUCUGCGCCUGAUAAACCUGGAGCAAUCUUCCUGAUGGACCUGAAGGAGGAGGAACCGAGGGCCUGGGCCCUGCCCAUCAGGAAUGGCUUUGACGUGCAGUCAUUGAACCCUCACGGGAUCAGUGCCUUCGUGGACAAAGACGGCACCGUGUACUUGUAUGUGGUGAAUCACCCGCACAAGAAGUCCACAGUGGAAGUCUUCCGGUUUGGAGGCGAUGCUCUCUUCCACCUGAAAACCAUCAGGCACAAGCUGCUCUCCAGUGUGAAUGACCUUGUGGUUCUAGGCCCGGAGGAGUUCUACGCCACCAACGACCACUAUUUCACCAAUGAGUUCCUGGCCCAGCUGGAGCUCUUCCUGGACUUGCAGUGGACAAACGUGAUCUACUACGGUCCGGGCCAAGUCAAAGAGGUGGCCGCCGGCCUCAGCUUUGCUAACGGAAUCGCCAUUUCCCCGGACAAGAAGUACGUCUACGUAGCUGCGGUGACCGCUCACAGCAUCCACGUUAUGAAAAGGCUCGACGACGAGAAUCUGACUCAAGAGAAGGUUCUCCAUUUGGGCACGUUAGUGGAUAAUUUGUCUGUGGACCCCGCCACGGGCGAUGUUUGGGCAGGAUGUCACCCUAAUGGCAUGAAGCUGCUGCUGUACGACCCCGCGGACCCCCCUGGAUCAGAGGUGCUUCGCAUCCAGAACAUCCUCUCCCCAAAGCCCACCGUGACCACGGUCUACGCCAACAACGGCUCCGUCCUCCAGGGGAGCACAGUUGCCGCUGUGUACAAUCGAAAGAUGCUGGUGGGUACGUUGUUCCACAGGACACUGUACUGCCAGCUCUGACCUGGCCUCCCAGGGCUGGCGGACGGAGGAAGAAGGGGUGAGGAGCACAAAUAAAAAAGUACAGAAAA
Antechinus flavipes (yellow-footed antechinus) is the source of this 1229-nucleotide messenger RNA. It is a transcript of the gene PON3, whose product is annotated as paraoxonase 3. Lineage: Eukaryota; Metazoa; Chordata; Mammalia; Dasyuromorphia; Dasyuridae. The transcript has 9 exons. Gene Ontology annotation, molecular function: arylesterase activity. The record is from RefSeq and is a predicted model, not a curated record. Bases 103 to 1161 code for a protein of 352 amino acids.